AGCUCUUCUAGGGAAUGUCUAGAACCUGCCUUACCGUCCAAAAGAAUGAAGAAAUGCAUGCUGAAUCCAUAUACCUUCCACUGCAUUGGUGGCUGCGCCUCGAGUCAGCGUCAUGAUGUGCCCCAGGACUGCCCACUUCGAACCAUUCGACGGCUGAAUGCACGCCCCUCACCUCAUGACAGCAUUCCCCCCUCCCCAACAUCUUCGAUCCAACCCACGACUCCCUUCAUGUCGUCAAACUCUCUUUUAAUCCCAAUCAUAGAAUUUUGGGAGCCAUUCGCUCUUACGACUCCUUCUCCAUGACCAAAUCCGAACCUCCCCACCUCGAUCCGAGGCAACAGAUGUGGCAGCACGUUCAUCGCGAGUUGGUCAAAUAUGCUAAACCCGACUCUCGUUUUCACUACGACUUCCUUCACUUCACGCCCGACUUCCACAAUUCUGCUCUAGCCGUCGACCGCUUGGUACAACUCCCGGCCUACCGAACGGCUUCGACGCUGCUGGUCACACCUGAAAACAGCCUGGAAGAGCUGCGCUACCGAGCGUUGAAGGAUGGCAAAAAGCUCGUAGUGGGUACAUAUAGGCUGAGGCGAGGCUUUGUGCUCUUGAACCCAGCGCGGAUAGAGGAGAAGGAUUUGCGGGUGGCUAGCUGGCUCGACGGAAUGGAAAGGCAGGGCAUCGGCCGUCACCUCUCGUUGGCUCAAUUGCAAGACGAGCAUAUAAGCGUGGAUCUGUGUGUGCUAGGCGGGUUGGUUUUCAACACAAAUGGCAUCGUCGUAUUUGAAGGACACGGCCUGUUCGAGAUACAGUGGGCCCUGUUCAAGGAGAUGAAACUCCUGCGCCCGAACACGCCUUGUGCAGCCAUUGCGCACGAUUCGCAGCUUGUCGACGAAACGAAACUAGGGCUUGAUGCCUUCUCGCCAGACAAGCCAGGAGAGGUCCAAUGUGACUACAUCCUUACUCCGGACAAGACGUUUGAAAUUAAGGAGCCCGUCCGACCUUCUAGCGGAUUGAACUUCGACGCGCUCGAUCCCGAGGGCUUGGAGAAUAUUCCGCCUCUGCAGGAGCUGAAAGGUAUCCGCAUGAUGGAGCAGAUUAUGGAAAGUGAUCGCUUUGGCGCCAACAACGAGAAGGCAAGCGAGAUGCCGUUGAGUCCUGACGAACAAGCGGGCAUCAGUAUGGUUGAGCGGAUCAUGCAAGGCUUCAAAAUGUAG
This is a messenger RNA of Periconia digitata, 1211 nucleotides long. The record is from the annotation of a GenBank genome assembly. NCBI's taxonomy places the organism in Eukaryota, Fungi, Ascomycota, Dothideomycetes, Pleosporales, Periconiaceae.